This is a messenger RNA of Cryptomeria japonica (Japanese cedar), 420 nucleotides long. RefSeq names its product secretory carrier-associated membrane protein 3-like. Gene Ontology annotation, cellular component: recycling endosome membrane; trans-Golgi network membrane. The transcript is spliced from 3 exons. The coding region runs from base 1 to 420 and encodes 139 amino acids. Gene Ontology annotation, biological process: protein transport. NCBI's taxonomy places the organism in Eukaryota, Viridiplantae, Streptophyta, Pinopsida, Cupressales, Cupressaceae. The record is from RefSeq and is a predicted model, not a curated record.
AUGGGACUUGCUCUUUAUGAGGAUUGGGAAUUGGAAAACAUAAAAAUGCAGAUGAUAAUUGACUGGCAGAAGAAAGUUAUUGAACAAAAGGAUGAGGAAAUAGCUCCACUUAAAGAUAAGUUGAUCACUUAUCCAGGAUACAUUCCUAUUGAGAAUGGAGCUUUUACUGUAGUUUCUGCAGAGUAUGAACCUCUUUCAGCUGGGGAGAAUGCAGAGCUAAGAAAAAAGGAGCAAGAACUCAAACGAAGAGAAGAAAUUGUGGCUCGUAGUGGUGUUGUGAUCCAAGAGGAAAACUGGCCUCCCUUUUUCCCAAUUAUUCAUAAUGAUAUUGCAAGAGAAAUACCUCCUCAUGCGCAACGGUUGAUGUAUGUUACAUUUGAGAGCUGGUUAGGCAUGGUACUCUAUCUUACAUGGAAUUGA